CCCACCGCUUCGUCUCCCUUCUUUGUCGAUCAUUCCGAGGGACUGGUGGAGGCGGAACUGCGCCACGGCGGCCGUCGUCGGAGGAGAUGGAAGAACCGCGCCGCCGACGGCCGAGGGAAGCGGCACCCACAUACGGACAAUUUGAUGGCUUGUUCACUGUUGAGAUCCAUCACAAUGGUUUUUUUGUGGAACUGGAAGCAACAUGACAUACAUGGAUUAUAUGGUUGACUGGUUUGAUAAUUGUCAGAGUGACACUUGGUCAAUGCUGUGGAUAAAUGAUUUUCUUGUACAACUAGGAUAUGACAAUGAAGUGUCCAAGAUUGAUGUGUAUUGGUCCCAACCAGGAAAAUCAUUUGGUGAGGGCCCGAAGCUUAUGACAUGUGAUGUAGACAUUGUUCUUAUGAUAGUUGCAACAAUUGAGCACAAUAACCUGGUACUGGUUGUAGACCAUGGUGACACACUUCAGUCACUAACCAAAGAUGAUGUGCUGAUACAUGGAGUGCCUAAUUUGCCAAAGGUUAUAACUCCAACAAAACUAAGGCAUGGUAAACAAAAUGUCAGCUAUUCAGAGAAACAACCCAGUACAACAAAGAAGCUUUCAAGCCCAGUAAAGAGGUUUAUGCCAUUUGGAGAAGGACCUAGUUCUGGUAAUGCAGCCGAAGAAGAGGACGAAGAUUUUGACAUUAGUGACAAUGGUGAAAGCAGUAGUUCAAAGGGAAAUGGAGAGGAUGUAGAGGCUGAGACAGAUGAGGAUUUCUAUGAGAGUGAUUAUGAAAUAGCAGCAGGUGACGAUGAUCUCUUUGAUGCCAAUGUGGACAAAGAUGUUGAUGAUCACAGAGAGAAAGAAAAUGUGCAGGACUUUGAAGGAGAACUUCCAGAAGAUGCAUUAGAGGAUAGUCAUUUGAACUUGUCAAAAGAAGAGAAAGAGAAGCUGAAACACAAAUUCAGCACUUUUAACCCAAGCACUGAUCUCAAUGCACCUGUUUUCAAGCUUGGGAUGGUCUUUGGAGAUAUGAAAGAGUUGAGGCAUGCUCUCGUUGCAUAUAGUGUCAGAAAUAGAGUGAAGGUGAACAAGCGUAGGAAUACUUCAAAGUUGUUAGAGGCUGUAUGCAAGCCAGGUUGUACUUGGUACUUGAAGGCAGGACAUGAUAAUAGGCCAAGUAGCAUUCAAAUAAAAAAGUACACCGACAAGCAUACAUGCACCAAAGCUUGGGACCUGAGAGUUCUUACUGCACCUUUUCUUACUCACAAGUUCAAGAAUGAAUUCAGAGACAAUGAGAAGAUGCCUCUGAGGAAAUUUUCAGAGAAAGUUGAGCAAGAAUUUAACUUGGUUGCAAAGAGGACCAAGUUGGGAAGGGCAAGAAGGGCAGCAGUCAAACAGAUUAGGGGAGAAGAGACAAAGGACCACUUCUCGACAUUAUAUUGGUCUUAUGAUGCAUGUAAGAGGGGGUUUCUUAAGGCUUGUAGGCCAAUCAUUUUCCUUGAUGGGUGCCACAUUAAAACAAGAUACAAGGGGAAUUUGCUGACAGCAGUAGGAAUUGACCCAAAUGACUGCAUAUUUCCUAUUGCAUUUGGCCUAUGUGAAGUGGAGUCAACACAUAGCUGGGAGUGGUUCUUAACUUCAUUGAAGGAUGAUCUCAACAUAAGCAACAGUACGCCAUAUACACUUAUGAGUGACAAGCAGAAGGUGGGCACACUUCCUUCCAUUUUAUGUUAUUGUUUGUUGUUAGUUUAUGCUAAUACACCAUAUACACUUAUUCAGAACAUAGAAAUUGCGUUAGGCAUAUUUACCAAAACUUUCACAAAGUUCACAAGGGUGAGCAACUGAAAAAUGACUUGUGGGCUAUAGCUAGAUCCCCAAAUGAGAUGGCCUACACGAGAAGCAUGAAUCAGAUCAAAGAGCA
Messenger RNA from Aegilops tauschii subsp. strangulata, 1904 nucleotides. RefSeq lists its product as uncharacterized. Lineage: Eukaryota; Viridiplantae; Streptophyta; Magnoliopsida; Poales; Poaceae. The record is from RefSeq and is a predicted model, not a curated record.